Messenger RNA from Hibiscus syriacus, 609 nucleotides. RefSeq names its product early nodulin-like protein 1. The transcript is spliced from 2 exons. The record is from RefSeq and is a predicted model, not a curated record. Lineage: Eukaryota; Viridiplantae; Streptophyta; Magnoliopsida; Malvales; Malvaceae. Gene Ontology annotation, molecular function: electron transfer activity. Gene Ontology annotation, cellular component: plasma membrane. Bases 1 to 609 code for a protein of 202 amino acids.
AUGGGGUAUCUUUUGAUUGCGAUGAUGCUGUGUUUUCUAACUUCGACUCAGGGUUACAAGUUCUACGUUGGCGGUAGAGAUGGCUGGGUUGUUACUCCUUCUGAGAAUUAUAAUCAUUGGGCUGAAAGGAUGAGAUUUCAAGUCAAUGAUACUCUCUUUUUUAAGUACAAGAAAGGGUCGGACUCGGUGCUACUGGUGGCGAAAGAAGAUUACUUCGCCUGCAAUACCAAGAGCCCGGUUCAGUCCUUAACGGAAGGCGAUUCGAUCUUCACGUUUGAUCGGUCGGGUCCCUUCUUUUUCAUCACCGGAAACGCUGACAACUGCAACAAAGGGCAAAAGCUCAUCGUUGUGGUCAUGGCCGUACGACACAAGCCACCCCAGCAACAGCCUCCUUCUGCUUCUCCGUCUCCACCCGAGACUGACGCUCCGACAGAGUCGCCGAUGGACAGUGAGGGUCCAUCGGAUUCGGACGCCGGGAUGCCGGCUCCGUCGUCGGAGCAGAAAUCGGGUUCGUUCGGAGUAGUGUGUUCUACUUGGUUGGUGUUGGGCAUUAGCGUAUUGGUCAGCAUGGCCUUGGGGGACGUAAAAAGGGUUUGUUUUACAAUCUGA